Messenger RNA from Mucor mucedo, 321 nucleotides. RefSeq lists its product as uncharacterized. The coding region runs from base 1 to 321 and encodes 106 amino acids. The record is from RefSeq and is a predicted model, not a curated record. NCBI's taxonomy places the organism in Eukaryota, Fungi, Mucoromycota, Mucoromycetes, Mucorales, Mucoraceae. The transcript has 3 exons.
AUGACAAGUGUUGUAAUCUCUGCACCGGUUAUGAUGGAACCCGAAAAUAAAUCAACAUCGACAUUUGCAACGACGGUGGUACCUUAUUAUGGAAGUCGGGAACCGAAACAAUCCAUCAUUGAAACUGAUCGUGUUAUCUUUCAAAUGAUGGAUGAUAUACAGAUAUCUCAAUUACAACAAGAUUGGCAAGAAAUAGUACAGCCCACAACAAGAAAAACUGGCAUUUUUUGGAAAUUUCGGCUUGUAUUCAGUGCAAUCAUCAUAUUACUGCUUGUGGUUGCAACCGUUGUCAUUAGUGAAUUAACCAAGGAAAGAACUUAG